UUUUCCCGGAAAAUCAAUUGCUACCCAGAAAGUCCAAACGAAAACAUUUUUCCUUUCCUUUCUUCCUUUUUCCUCUUGUCUUCUUGCUUUUUCCCAUCCCCAUUUUUUCUUGUUCCCUCUCAUCACUCCUUAAUCUUCUCUCUGAAACAAACAACUAAUCAACAACCAACCAUUUUCGCUCGGAUUCAGCACAUGAGUUCCUCCAAUAAUUUUCUCCAAGUUGUCGCCAAGAACUUUGAUGUUCUUGCUCUGCCUGUAGUCACUCUUGUUUACCCUCUAUAUGCUUCAAUUAAGGCUAUAGAAACCAAAUCUAUAGCCGAUGACCAGCAAUGGCUUACCUAUUGGGUUCUCUACUCUUUAAUCACUCUCUUUGAACUUACAUUUGCCAAAGUCCUUGAAUGGUUUCCCAUUUGGCCUUAUGCUAAGCUGAUUGUGUCGUGCUGGUUGGUGUUGCCGCAUUUCAAUGGCGCAGCGCAUGUUUACAGGCGAUUCAUCAGACCUGUUUAUAUAAACCCACAGGCUAGUCAGAUCUGGUAUGUUCCCAGGAAGAAGAAUAUAUUCAGUAAACCUGAUGAUAUUCUCACUGCUGCUGAGAAAUAUAUUGAAGAACAUGGCACAGAAGAGUUUGAAAGGCUUAUAACCAAGGCUGAUAGAGAAGAAAGAUCAAGGAAUAGCAACAAUUACAUGUUGUUCCAAGAUGACUUUAUAUACUAAAAAUUAUGGUGUCUGUAUAAAUAUGAUACCUGCAAAUGCUAGUAAUGAAUUUUUAUGGACUUGUAUCAUGUUCCUCUCCUCUCAAUUUCUCUGUAAGCCGGUAAUCCAUGUGUGGAAAUGCUGCAAUGGCGUAUUCUUGUUUAUCCAUAA
This is a messenger RNA of Carica papaya (papaya), 864 nucleotides long. Its product is annotated as HVA22-like protein c. The record is from RefSeq and is a predicted model, not a curated record. Lineage: Eukaryota; Viridiplantae; Streptophyta; Magnoliopsida; Brassicales; Caricaceae.